Molecule: messenger RNA, 435 nt
Organism: Trypanosoma brucei brucei TREU927
Lineage: Eukaryota; Euglenozoa; Kinetoplastea; Trypanosomatida; Trypanosomatidae
Product: tryparedoxin
Exons: 1
Coding region: 1-435 (144 amino acids)
Molecular function (GO): thioredoxin-disulfide reductase (NADPH) activity
Source: RefSeq, a predicted model, not a curated record
AUGUCUGGCCUCACUAAGUAUCUUCCUGGCGCAACCAACCUGCUGUCCAAGUCGGGUGAAGUUUCACUGGGAUCCCUCGUUGGGAAAACUGUGUUUCUUUACUUUUCUGCCUCCUGGUGCCCCCCAUGCCGGGGUUUUACACCGGUCCUCGCCGAGUUCUACGAGAAGCAUCAUGUGGCGAAAAACUUCGAAGUCGUGCUGAUUUCCUGGGAUGAAAACGAGAGCGACUUCCAUGAUUACUACGGCAAGAUGCCAUGGCUCGCUCUCCCAUUUGACCAACGCUCGACAGUUUCGGAAUUGGGCAAGACAUUUGGCGUGGAAUCCAUUCCGACUCUUAUCACAAUCAAUGCUGAUACCGGUGCCAUCAUUGGCACUCAGGCCCGUACCCGUGUCAUUGAGGAUCCCGAUGGUGCCAACUUUCCGUGGCCCAACUGA